GUCUGCUGAUGUGCUCACGUGCCUGUCAAGUACAACGGCAAACAGAGAGAUGCAUCUAUAUAUACAUGUACACAUAAGUACAUUUGAUGUUCUGUGCUGUCAUACUUGUCUCACAGGUAUGCUGCUAACAUCAAACCCCCAUCCUGAGCAUCAAUAUAGAUUCCCUUCCCACAUACUCUAAUUACUUAUAGAAACAUACAUAUCCACACUGUGUCUUAACAGUCGAGCGGUCCAUCCAGGCAUCACCUUGGAUAACACGGAAUACACCAUCCGUGCCGUUUACAUCCUCUUCGUCAACACCAUGCAGCUCUCUCUACACAUGCCGCGGUGCCAAAAACAGUAACUCGCCACGACCGAGACGGGCAUGCAUGUCUGUCGCCAUCCCGAGCGGCGCAACUGAGCCGGCCAGUAAAGCAGCAUCCAGAGCCUCGAACUUGCUCGCCACCCUGCGUCUCGCUAUAGUCACGACACGACCUUGCAGCAUCUGGUACACGGUCUGGCUACUUAAGGGUCUGGCUAUUUCAGGGUCUGGCUACUUUGGGGUCUGGCUACUCCAUGGUCUGGCUACUAUAUGGGUGGUUUACUUGCGGCUGGAUGCACGCUGCAGCUGCUCGUUGCGCCAUGAGGUGCAGAUGCAGGCUGCGCCAAGCGCUGUGUUUGUUGCGAGCAGCGCCGUGCAGCGGGCGUUGGUUCUUGCUGCAGGUGAGCCGGGCUGCAUGUGGGUAUACUGCACUUCUGGGGUUGGGACUUGCUUUUGGUGGACACGUGGGAGUGCGAUGCAGGCUGGGAUUCCGCUUGUCGGCUGGUGGGUGGACCCAGGUGGCCGGGGGACUCUAAGGUUGCUGGUCUCUGCAGGUGUCCCUGUUGCAGAGGCUCGUGUUCAGACCGGCCGCCGAAUCUAUUAUGCAGGGAUGGAAGGCUACGCAAGUAAUCGAUCUUGCUCGUCGGGUUGCUGUCAGAUCCCUUGGAGAUGUGCACGCAUUGACAAGUGGCCGAUCGUCAGCGUCUAUCCGCCCGAUCCUGCCCAGGGCUACCAUCUCACCGCACUUUAA
This is a messenger RNA of Boeremia exigua, 1052 nucleotides long. RefSeq lists its product as uncharacterized. The transcript is spliced from 4 exons. The coding region runs from base 369 to 1052 and encodes 227 amino acids. NCBI's taxonomy places the organism in Eukaryota, Fungi, Ascomycota, Dothideomycetes, Pleosporales, Didymellaceae. The record is from RefSeq and is a predicted model, not a curated record.